This is a messenger RNA of Chaetomium globosum CBS 148.51, 519 nucleotides long. RefSeq lists its product as uncharacterized. NCBI's taxonomy places the organism in Eukaryota, Fungi, Ascomycota, Sordariomycetes, Sordariales, Chaetomiaceae. The transcript has 3 exons. The coding region runs from base 1 to 519 and encodes 172 amino acids. The record is from RefSeq and is a predicted model, not a curated record.
AUGAAGGUCCCCGCUGCUCUGCUCACCCUCGCCCUCGCCGGCGCUGCCGCCGCCCAAGAUGCCGGAGCUUUCGGGCUCCCCGAGUGCGCUGCCAGCUGCGCGACCAAGUUCCUGCAGGGCGGUAUCGGCAACUGCGGCAAAGACAUCGAGUGCAUCUGCAGGAACGACACCUUCCUCGGCGAGAUCGCGUGCUGCCUGGCCGACGUGUGCAGCGAGGCCGACCAGAAGGCGGCCGUGGUCGCUGCUGCCGGUAUCUGCGACGCCGUCGGCGUGAGCGACCUCCCGACCGAAGUGGCCUGCGCCACCGCCGCGAGCAGCACCGGCCCCGCCGCCAGCACCACCGCCAGCGGCGCCGGCUCCAACACGUCGCCCGCCCCGACCGGCGGCGCCGCCGGCGCGACCCAGAACCCCGACGCCCAGAGCACCAGCAGCGAGAGCUCCAACCUCGGCCCGCGCCCCACCGCCGCGGCCGGCCUCGGCGCCAUUGGCGGCAUCAUUGCUGCUGUUGCGUUGCUGUAG